UCUUUGACGAUAGGGGGAGCUGUUAAGAUAUCCUGGUGUGGUGCGAGGGGCAACUCACUUCAAAUAUUAAUAAGCUGAAAAAAAAAAGGACACGGUGGAGGUUCCCUGUCAAAGUGCUGCCUCGGGGGGCAAAGUUCAAUUACCUCACAGAAGAGCAGAGAGGCGGCCGGGAAGGGAGACUCGAAGCCCUGCACGCUACUAACAGAGAUGGCUGACGAUGACACCAGCAGGAAUCUCCGGCGCAGGAACGUGAAGCGCGACAGCACUGUGAUGAACGAAGAACCCACCCUGAGCAGAACCCCAGAGCAGACCAACAGCAUAAGCAAUUUAAUGCACUGGAGGAAACACAUGGAGCAUGUGAAGGCAGAGUUGCUGGAACAGAUGCAAGGACAGUUAAGUGACCUUCUAGACAAAGCCAUUGAAGAGUCCAUUCACAGCUACUCGCGGCACAAGAACCGGCCUGAAAGUGUCAAUGGACUGGAAACAUCAGCAAGGCACCAGAAGAUGCAGGAACAUGGGAAGGUGUUUGUGGAUCGAAGGUCCAUGCUUGAUGAGUUGUUUGAAAUCAACCAUUUCAAGACCAUCUACCAUAUGUUCAUUGCCAUUCUCUGCGUGUUCAUCAUCAGCACCUUGGCGGUGGACUUCAUUGAUGAAGGCAGACUCGUGCUGGAGUUUGAUCUCUUGGUUUAUGCCUUUGGGAAGUUCUCAACAGUCAUUUAUGCCUGGAUUUGCAUGUUCCUCUACACCCUCAUUGUCCCAUACAUGGCCUUGUGUUUCUGGGGCAGUUACUACCCAUCAACUAAGUUCCACAGUUUAUUCACCAUCGUGGUUGGCAUCCUUGGUUUGACCUGCCAGCUGUGCAUCCUGGGAAUUUAUCCAAUUUACACAGUGAUUCAAGGUCAGCUGCCACCUGCCUCACGGUUCAUCGUCAUCCUGGAACAGAUCCGAUUUAUGAUGAAAAGUUAUUCCUUCAUUCGUGAAACUGUGCCCAAGUUCAUCUCUGCCAAGACAAAGCAAGAUCAAAUUAUCGAACUUCCCAAGUUCUCCCAAUAUCUUUAUUUCUUGUUUUGUCCAACACUGAUAUACCGAGAUUCAUACCCCAGAAAUCCAUACAUCAGAUGGGGAUACGUUGCUGUAAACUUUGCACAGAUUCUCGGCUGCCUGUUCUAUGGCUACUUCAUCCUGGUGCGGCUCUGCAUUCCUGUCUUCACCAACAUGAGCAAGCAGCCUUUCAGCACCAAGACUCUGGUACUGACUCUGUUUCAUGCCACGCUGCCAGGAACCUUCGUUUUGCUGCUCUCCUUCUUUGCAUUCCUACAUUGUUGGUUGAACGCCUUUGCAGAGAUGCUGAGGUUUGCUGACAGGAUGUUUUACAAGGACUGGUGGAACUCGACCUCCUUUGCCAACUACUACAGGACAUGGAAUGUGGUGGUCCAUGACUGGCUCUACUAUUACAUCUACAGAGACUUCCAAUACUUUCUCCAAGGGAGGUGCAGAACCGCCGCCAUGCUGUCUGUGUUCAUCUUGUCGGCGGUGGUCCACGAGUACGUCCUCACGCUGUGUCUUGGCUACUUCUACCCUGUUAUGUUCUGUCUGUUUGCUAUCUUUGGAGUGGUCUUCAACUUCAUGCUAAAUGACAAGCGGAAAGGUCCGGUGUGGAACAUCAUCAUGUGGACCUUCCUGUUCAUUGGCCAGGGUAUCCAGGUGUGCCUGUACUGCCAGGAGUGGUAUGCACAGAUCCACUGCCCACUCAAAGAGAAGAGCUUCUGGGAGCUGGUGACUCCACGGUCCUGGUCAUGCAGGCUGCAGGUGUAGUGGACAUCUGCUGGACUCCUCAUCACUGAUCGCCGACCCGCCUUCUUUCCACAAAGUGCGAGACUCGACUCAAAGCAGGAUGCUGGGAACUCCGAGGAGAGAGAAGAAGGAAGAUGCACCAAAGUGGCAAAAUGUGAAUUUUUUUUGCACUCGUUUUUCACUGUACAUUUAAUAUUUUAUUAAAAACAAACCACAGUUGCCAUGGAAACCUUUCAUAAUGUAGCUUUUUUGAAGAACAAAUCUAUUAUAUACAAUAUUUGGAAUCUUUUUGUGAUAAAGCGGGGAAAAAAAACACAGAGGACGCCUAUGAAUAUACAAACUGUCUUUCCUUACUGAACAUUAGGGUUUAAAUGGGUGUUGAGAAUUUAUUAGUAUUCUGAAACUAAAGCAGCGAAUACUUUAAAGUGUUAAAGAUUAUCAAAUCUUAGAUUUUGUAACUUAACAAUUCCAACGCUGACAAAAAUGGCACUGGUCUUCUAUUGACUGAUUGUCCCGAUUGUCACUUUUCAGAAACCAUGAAUUUUGAGUAAAGGGAACUGUGUUAGGAUUGAGAAGCAGAGCUAUUCCCGUGCGUUAUCUCCUAUCAAAUUUCUGGAAAUGAUAAGGUGACCGUGAUUUAAUCCUGUUGACAAUGUGAACUCGAAUAAACGUUGUGAAUGAAUCAUAUUUUGUGCUCCAUUGAAAAUGAGAACUGAGUUGAGCUGGCGGA
Messenger RNA from Erpetoichthys calabaricus (reedfish), 2524 nucleotides. RefSeq names its product sterol O-acyltransferase 2-like. Lineage: Eukaryota; Metazoa; Chordata; Cladistia; Polypteriformes; Polypteridae. The transcript has 16 exons. The record is from RefSeq and is a predicted model, not a curated record. Gene Ontology annotation, cellular component: endoplasmic reticulum membrane. Gene Ontology annotation, molecular function: cholesterol O-acyltransferase activity; fatty-acyl-CoA binding; cholesterol binding. The coding region runs from base 208 to 1815 and encodes 535 amino acids. Gene Ontology annotation, biological process: cholesterol efflux; cholesterol metabolic process.